GUACUCCCUGAUGUUGGAAGGUGGAGGGUCAAGGCCUCCGUAUACAAACCUGUUCAGCAGAAGUGCCUUAAGCAGGAUCCUCACACAGAUUGUUGGCUGCAUCUGCAAAAGAGGAAACUUUGUCCUCAGGGGGAGGGCCUCCGUCCCUGGGUUGAGGUAAGUCAUUAACCUGUUUAACCAGGCGUUCUGGUAACCAUCUUGGGGCUGCUUGCUCUUGGUCCAAAACACAAGCUGAGCCUCGUCCCCAGAUGAGGACAGGAUCUGGGCCUUUCCAUUUAUUUGUAAGGGGAUUGAGCCACAUAACAGGUCCAAGCUUCUGCCCUAUAUGAUGCUCCCCUUGUUCCUGCUCCUCUUUGUGGGGCUCCCACUUGUGGAAUCCAAUUUUACCAACGUGACCAAAGCCGUUCCAGCUGCUUGGACCUUCAACGUGCAGUGCCAUGAAUGUGUGGCUGAAAACACGUUUGAUUGCCCGAGGCUCAGGACGUGCUUAUACGACCAUAGACGCUGUAUGACCGUAGCUGCACGUGUGAGCCCUCGUUUAUUACUUGUUUACAAGAACUGUACUUGGAAUUGCACAUUUGUGUAUGCUGCUGAACAGCCUCCGGAAACUCCAAGAAGAGUGCUCCCUAAUCAAUUCUAUUUUGCUAAUUGUUGUGGUGGUAUGUCUUGCAACUCUGGAGGACCUACCAAUGUAGAAAGAGAUUUUUUACCUCCACAGAUAAUUGAGGAGGACUUUGUAGCAGAGUCUGCAUAUUUGGGGAAACCAAAAUUUGUCCUGAGCUUUGCUUCCAUCAUCGUCAGUAAUACACUGACUUGAGAUGGCCUCUUGGAGUCCAUUCAUCUUCCCCUGUAGCUCAGAAUGCUGCUGUUCUCUCUUGGAGACGCUGAUGUGUCAGGCCUCCCGUCGGACCCUUCAUGCCUUGUUGUAAGAGCAAAAUAAAGGAAAAUGCU
Marmota monax (woodchuck) is the source of this 951-nucleotide messenger RNA. RefSeq names its product glycosylphosphatidylinositol anchored molecule like (gene Gml). The coding region runs from base 326 to 817 and encodes 163 amino acids. The transcript has 4 exons. NCBI's taxonomy places the organism in Eukaryota, Metazoa, Chordata, Mammalia, Rodentia, Sciuridae. The record is from RefSeq and is a predicted model, not a curated record.